Mya arenaria is the source of this 5064-nucleotide messenger RNA. RefSeq names its product patched domain-containing protein 3-like. Gene Ontology annotation, cellular component: membrane. The record is from RefSeq and is a predicted model, not a curated record. The transcript is spliced from 22 exons. Lineage: Eukaryota; Metazoa; Mollusca; Bivalvia; Myida; Myidae. Bases 489 to 3350 code for a protein of 953 amino acids.
AGCGUCUUACUUGAAAAAGUUAAUAAACACAAUGUAAAAUAAGGUCAAAGAAAGAAAUUGCACUUAAACGUUUGUUUCAACGCGUCGUUUAAAUAUGUCAUGUGACCUGUACAAAAUGGCGGAGGACAUUAACCGCCGGGACGUCACCUGAGGGAAAAACUCAGCUUCAAAUACAUGACAGGAGGUGUGAUCAAUUAUCGAUUGUAUCGACACAGUUAUUGAAGGGAAUACAGUUCAUUUCGGAAGUUUUAAACGCGUUUAGUUCUUCAUUGUGAAAAAAGUUUAAGUGACCUUACUUGAAUAAUAGUAUUGAAUUGGUAUUUGGACGGUAUUGUUAUACAGUUUAGCCAUAUCUGUGGUUUAACAAGCAUGACCAUAUAAACACGGAAAUGUUCAGUAAAAUGGAUUAAAACUUCAACAAAGUGCCAUCAUCUACCAUCCUCAUUUAGAAUUUUAAUUCCUCGUUCAGCUGGCCUGCGAGAUACAACAUGGACAAUCCUGGAUUUACCGACAUCAACAAAUCCCAGAGUAAUGGGUCUGCAAAUGGUCACGCGACACCCGAGAAGACACCCGCGCGACCCAGCUGCCUGUCACGUCUCAGAAACAUGAUAAUUCAUGGGCUUGAAAUGAUUUUCUUCAGAGUGGGGAUGACCAUUGCAACUCAUCCUGUCCAGACAAUCAUACUCAGCAUUAUCCCGCCUCUACUGCUGUCCAUCGGUAUCAUGAAGUUCAAGUUUAACGAGGACUUCGCGGAACUCCUACUUCCACCAUCCUCUCGGAUCUUCGAUGACCGCGCGUGGGUUCGCGAGCACGUGCCAUUUGAGCAGCGGCCCAUCCGGCUCAUCCUUAAGAACGAGAACGUCCUUAGCAAGGAAAGCAUUCUAGCGUUAUACGACUUCCACACCAAGAUAGAAGGGCUGCAGGUUCAUGGAAACUAUACGUUUGAGACCAUGUGUGUAAGAAUCCUGGGCCAAUGUUUCGUUGACAGUUUGCUGGCCCUCUGGUUUAACCACCUGGAGCCGUUAGAGAAACUCACGGACGAAAAGAUCAUAUAUGAGAUCAACACCGUCGAGAAAAACCCUACAUAUUUCAUGGACUUCAACGCGACCCGGAUGUUGGGUUUGAUCGAGCGGAACUCUUCGGGACACAUCAUGAAGGCGGGAGUCAUGCACGCUGAUUGGUUCAUUCAAUCAAGCACUGAGUUACGGCCGAUCGCCAAAGAGCUGGAAUAUGCGGCCAUUGACCUCGCACUGGGUGGCCACCCGGCCUUCAGUCUUAUCAGUGUGUUUACGAUGGACUCGUACGCGGAGGAGUUUUUUGGGGGCGUGUACGGCGACAUCAUUCUGAUUGUGUACGGGUUCCCGGUAGUGCUGGUUUACAUCAUCAUGGCGCUGGGCAAACCGAACCUCACUGAACACGGUGUUUUCCUGACUCUAGCGGCAAUUGUGGGUGUGAUCCUCUCGGCUGGGGCGUGCUUCGGGAUCGGGUUGGCAUGCGGCUUCCUGUUCGGGGCGCCACACCAGGCUCUCAUCUUCCUGCUGCUUGCGGUUGGAGUGGACGAUGCGUUUGUGAUCAUCACCACGUGGACGCGCAUCAACAAGGCGCAUAUGAGGCGGCCUAUCGAGGAGCGGGUCGCCAUAACUAUGCAGCACGCGGGUGUCUCUGUCACUGUCACGUCAUUCUCAGACCUCGUAGCGUUCGCUUGCGGGAUUUCUACGCAAAUGCCCGUGCUCAAAUCCUUCUGUAUCUACUGCUCGUUCGGGAUAUUGUUCCUGUUCCUGAUGCAGUCAACACUCUUCCCGGCAUGCCUCACACUCAAUCAACGCCGUAUUGAGGCGCGGCGGGACGCGCUGGUUCCCUGUAUACAAUACUCUCCGGACUACGAGCCUAUUGCUUGUAGCCAGAAAAACAGUGUCAAAGCCGGGAUCAAGAAGUUUUUUGCGCCCUUGCUAUUAUCAAAAGUUGGAAUGGCGUGCGUUUUAUUGGCGACCCUUGGUGUUGCUGCGUUGAUGGGGUUCAGUGUCAGCAGUCUCAAGAAAGGGUACGAGCUGGAGAAGAGUCUUCCGGCGGACUCCUAUACCCGGGCUUUCCUCGAGUCACAACGCCUGUUCUUUUCUGCGGAGGGACCAGGCAUCCAGACGUUCUGUGGUCCUAUGGACUACCACCAGAAGCUGCCUAUCCUAGACAGGAUGUGCAAUACCUACGUGAACAGCUCUUAUGUCAUGUACGGGCUCGUGGGUAACUGGAUUCCGGUGUACAAGAUGUAUGUGGGGCUCUUUCACCCCUUUAAGCCCAAAAAUGAAGACGGUAUACCAGAAGACGAAGACGAGUUCUAUAUCACGGUGAAAAAAUUCUUUGAAAGCCCGCUUGGCAUACCUUUCUCCAAAUACAUCGAGUUUACUGACGACACAGUGCCAAGGAUUAGCUGGUCGUAUUUCCCGAUGCAGCAAAUUGUCUCGACAGACGUGUGGGAGAAUGAACACAUCAUGGAAGUGGUCCGCGGAAUAGCAGACGACACGACCAAGGAGCUUGGAGGCGGGAAAUGUUUCUGCUACUCCGUGUUUCAUAUAUUCACCGAGGUUAUCCGGUACGUGGACACGGAGAUUAUGAGGAACUUUCUCCUUGCGGGCGUGGCCAUCUUUCUGGUCACACUGUUGCUGAUUGUUGACAUUGUAACCAGCCUAUUCGUACUCGUAUGCGUCUGUCUCACUACGCUUGAUAUCAUGGGAACCCUGGAACUGUGGGGCUUCUAUCUGGAUGUCAACAUGGUGGUACUAUUGAUCAUAUCUAUAGGACUGGCGGUGGAUUUCUCUGCACACAUCGGCUACACAUUCAUGACGCUCACAGGAACGCGAAAAGAACGUGCAACCCAUACAAUAGAGCAAAUCGGUCCGGCCAUCUUGCACGGAGCAGUCACUACUUUUCUUGUGUUUUUCGUUCUAAUCUUUGGCAGGUCGCUCAACCAGUUCUUCGCGGUGUUCAUUCUGGUGGUAGUGUAUGGUUUAUGGCACGGGCUGUGUUUCCUCCCGGUGGUGCUCUCUUUGCUUGGACCCGAGCCCUACUAUAACGCCGGACCAGUAGGGACGUUGACUUCCGCCUUCCCGCCAACUUUAGAUCAGGACAUGCCGAAGAAGUCCGAUAACGAUUCAGUUUGGAUAGACGAGCCGACGAUAAUACCCCCAACAGAAGACGUGGAGUCAAAAGACAGCCAAGUUACCACUAAAUCUUCAUUCGGUCUUGACAGUUCAAACAUUCGUUACGGCGCAAUGGAUGGCGGAAGUGAAGAAGCACCGGCAGUUAACAAUGACGUCACCUCCGUUGCAAAAGAAGUUCAGAAUACCGAUUUAUGACGGGUUUAAUGCAUAUUCUUGUUGUUGCAGAUGCGUAUAAUUUUGAAACAGCAUAUUCGUCGUUAGAUUCACAGCUCUCACUGUUUAUGUUCAUAGUGUAUUAACUUCAUUCAUAUUGAAUCAUCAACACUUAAAUGAACGAAUCUGUUCGUUUUGACUAAAGGGCCAAUUAUUCUGCCUUUAUCAUAGGACUUGUUGAACGCAUCCCUAUUGUAUACACAAUUAACGGCAUUUGUUAAUUGGCUUUUCUGUAAGCAGGAGCAGGAUAGUCUAGCUUCCGAGAUCUAUUGCAUUUAUUAUUUAAUUUGUAUUCAGUUACUUGUGUUUUUAUGGACAGUAGGGGCCCAAUGACCAUGAAAAUACACAUUCAAAAUCUGUCUCGCAUAGCAUGCACACAAAUGGAGAAUCACGAAUACCAGGCCGCCAAUGACAAGAUCUCCGGAUGUUUUAUAAAUAAAUCUUAAUGUACUUAAUCUUCGCCACAUAAUUCAAUGUAUGUUAGUUUUUAUAUAAGCACUUAUACAUGUUUUGCACAAGGGUAAAGCUAUAAAGACUAUAGUGCCUGAAAGACAUACGAAUCUAUAAAAAAAUAUUGUUAAAAGUGUGAAAAAAAGCCGCCAUAUUAACUUGUAAUGAUAUUACAUAAGUGUUUCAUUGUGUUAGGUAUCCAUUGCUCUCGACUUUUCAUAGAGAAAAAUGACGUUCAGCGUUAUAAUGGUAUUGUUGUUUUAUUUCCGCCCUCCGAUUGGACAAGUGCGACAUCGUUUACCAAUUAUAAACGACGUUCCUUAAUGCCCAUACUUAUUUCACCGUUAAGUUUUAACUGAAAUACCUUAUUUCUUAGAUUUAAAACGGUUCAAACCAACAGAGAAAAACUGUAUAUAGAGAAUACUAGGUUGGUGCUGUGGAUGGAGGAAGUUUAUCUGGCAAGAUGGAGGAUAAAUUCCGCAGCCGAGCCAGAUAAACUUUCUCCAUCCACGGCACUAACCCAGUAUUCUAUUUAUCCUGUUACUUCGUUAUUCAAACACUAUAAAUAACCUUAAAAUUAUUACGUAUUUAAAAAUAAGGGGGACAACUGUUUUUCCCUGGUGACGUCAGCAUACUAGGUAACCAUGUUUAAAUCGCCCAACAAAAUAGUUCUCAAAAAUAUUCAACUUUAUCAAUACGCUUAUAGUCAAAGUCAUUGCAUUUUAAUAUGUAAAUAUCAAUUUAAAACAUAGAAAAGCUUUUCAAAGUGAACAAACAUGGAUCAGUCACCAAACAUUAUCUGCAAGUGACAGGAUAAAGAUUGAUAUGCAGUGUUCGAGCAUUCAUACAGUAUGGGCGUUGAGGCGCGGUUUUGCAAUGGUUACAAACCAAUCAUUUCAUGCAAUCCUUAAAUAAAUGGUCAAAUUAUUUGUGCAAAUCAUUCUACGUAACGAAAUCUGGUUGACAUUUGCAAUUUGAAUGAAAGCCAAUGGUUACGAAAACCGUUGUAUAGUUUCAUUCAUGUUUAUACAUCACAAACAUGCUGUAAUCAAAAUGUACUUUAUUGUUGUUAUUUGUGUUCAUACGUUCUUCUACGAAUCUCAUUCUGUUAUAUUCUCAAUGAACACGAAAUCUCGGUUUAUUUAGAUUUAAUGUAUUAAUAAGAAUAGUGGUAUUUUAUGCUUGUUUGUUUUUAAGAAAAUAUUAUUCAAAUAUUGUAUUUUGAAAUAAAAGAAUUAGAAACGUG